UUCACCCUGAGUCCCGGCUAGCGUGAAGUCGAGUCCACGAUGGUCUGCGAUCCGGUGAGCCUGCAGUGAGUCGCCCCCGCGGCCACACCGACGAUGGUCGCUGUCUGUCGCCUCCUUACCGGAGCUCACUAGUGCCCAGAGCUUCUCGUGCCGAACAUGCGUGGCCAGCACAGUUUCCCGUGCGUCUUGCUCCUGUCCCUGGCCUUGGUUCAGGUCCUCGCCUUUCUGGCGUUCCAGCCGUGUGGGAUUGCGGCCGGAUCCAAAAUGUCUCCCCGUCGCGGCAGGCGCCGCCGCGACGCCGAGGCCCCAGGCGCACACCACCGGCCGCUGACCGACGAACAGAAGGCCGACCAGAACCUGCAGUUCAUGUUGAGUUUGUACAGCAGCGCGGCGGGACCGGGCGGUAGACCCAAACAACACCGGAAGUUCGGCUCCAACACAGUACGGCUGCUCAGACCCUCCGCGUCGUCGGUGCAGUACCUACCGGCGUCCAAAAACCACCACUACAACUUCAGUGUCCAGUACCAUGUGGACAUUCUUUCUUCGGAGCAGCUGAUCCGAGCAUCCUUUGUUCACCUUCGAUCUUCUGCCGCUCUCAUGCCUCCCCGCUGCCACGCUGAGGUCAUGUGGCCAGGCGAGGAGAGCCUGCUCACCACCAUGGAGCCCCAUCAGCGCUGGACAGAGGCGGACGUCGGCACUCGCGUGCUCCGAGGCAAAAAGGACGGGGGACGCUUGACCCUCACUGCUCAGUACUGGUGCACAGAGCAGGAGGGGAACCAAGAAGGCGAAGGCCCGUCUCGUCAGUGGCAAAGAAACUACCACUUGGAAGCCCCGUCACUGCUUUUGUACCUGGAGGAGGAAAAGCCUGGGCAAGACUGGGUGAUGAGGCAGCUGCCCAAAGGGAGAGACCUCAUGAGUUGGUUGAGCCGCUGGCACCCCUUCCUCCGCCGGCGCCGCAGUUCCAGAAGCUCACCGCCGGAUCCUCCGACCACUCACGCCUCCGCCUCCAUCAUCGCUGCGGCAAAAAGCAAAACUGGAACGCCUAAGAACCGCUGCAAGCUGCACUCCUUUCACCUGUCUUUCGAGAAGCUGGGCUUGGGUCACCAUAUCGCGCCGCCCGUCUACAACCCUCGCUUCUGCCAGGGCGACUGCCCGCAUGUGCUGACCUACGGCUACCACUCGCCCAACCACGCCAUCAUCCAGACCAUCAUCCACGAGCUGGGGGUGGGCGAUGUCCCGCUGCCCUCCUGCGUGCCCUACAAGUACAUGCCCAUGAGCGUGCUGGUGGUGCACAAGAAGAAGGUAGAGUACAAGGAACUGGAGGACAUGGUGGCAGAGUCGUGCACGUGCCGCUAGAGGGCGCUGCGGCCACUACAAUGGCUUUCCACACAAGCAGGCGCAGGCCGGGGCCGUGUUUGGACUUUGCGCUCGUGCCGAAAUGCGAACCAGCAUUCACCGUCACUUUGUGUUAAGCAGUGAAAAUAAACAGGGCUAACUUGCUCCAAAGCAUUCCAAACUCAAACAUUGAAAGCAUGUCAUCUUGUAUGCCGUGUUGAUCCGAAAACUGAAGCACCGUUUUUGCCUUUGGCUUAUUUAUUAGACUUAGACUCAUGAUGCUAACCAAUAAGAUUUUAACGUGUCUGACGCAAAGCUCAAAUAAUCUGUUUUGUACCUAAUUCUAACAGGAGGGGGUCCCAGGAAACUGCACAAACGAAGGAAAUGUUCACCAAUGCAAUUUCAUAUACAAAGUG
Molecule: messenger RNA, 1751 nt
Organism: Syngnathus acus (greater pipefish)
Lineage: Eukaryota; Metazoa; Chordata; Actinopteri; Syngnathiformes; Syngnathidae
Gene: bmp15
Product: bone morphogenetic protein 15
Exons: 3
Coding region: 157-1356 (399 amino acids)
Biological process (GO): SMAD protein signal transduction; BMP signaling pathway
Cellular component (GO): extracellular region
Molecular function (GO): growth factor activity; cytokine activity
Source: RefSeq, a predicted model, not a curated record